Messenger RNA from Erythranthe guttata (spotted monkey flower), 2260 nucleotides. Its product is annotated as protein FAR1-RELATED SEQUENCE 6. Lineage: Eukaryota; Viridiplantae; Streptophyta; Magnoliopsida; Lamiales; Phrymaceae. Gene Ontology annotation, biological process: regulation of DNA-templated transcription. Gene Ontology annotation, molecular function: zinc ion binding. The record is from RefSeq and is a predicted model, not a curated record.
GGACCUUUUUGUAGGGGAUAACUAAUUCCCAAAUUUCAUAAUCAACGACAAAAUCUCUAACAAAAAACCCCUCGACUACAGUGAGGUACAACAUUGUUCCCGCCGGAGCACCGCCAGUAGCUUUCUCCGGUGCCGGAUAUCCGCCGACUUUGUCGCUAUUGAAGACUGAGAGAUUGUAUGGAAGAAACUCUCGACACCGAGCAAACAACAGACGUAGUACUAUCAUCCUCUGCGGGUCCCCCACAAACCGACGGUCAAAAUGUCAUUCUCGAAGUCGACACUUCCGAAGCAAGUAAAAAAGAAUUCGUCGCUCCAGCUGCGGGAAUGGAAUUCGAGUCCUACGAAGACGCGUACAACUACUACAACUGUUACGCCACAGAAUCAGGCUUCAGCGUGAGGGUGAAAAAUUCGUGGUUCAAACGCAACAGCAGAGAGAAAUACGGCGCCGUACUGUGCUGCAGUAGCCAGGGUUUCAAAAGAGUUAAAGAUGUGAACCGCCUGAGGAAGGAAACUCGAACCGGCUGCCCUGCUAUGAUGAGGAUGAGGUUGGCCGAUUCUAAGAGGUGGCGUGUACUUGAAGCAACCCUCGAGCACAACCACACAUUAGGAGCGGUGAAGAAGAUAGGCAGUGGGCCCCACAGAAAGAUGCUGUUUAAAUCCGAACCCGAAACACCGCCCGUAAAAUUAUACCGUGCUCUUGUCGUAGAUGGUGGGACCCCCUCCGAUUUCAAUCAAACGCUGGCUAAAAGUUCGUCGGAAACUCUGAAUCAAUUGAACUUGAAAAAGGGGGAUACGCAGGCGAUGUACAAUUAUUUGUGCCGUAUGCAGCUUACGAACCCUAAUUUCGUGUACUUGAUGGAUUUAAAUGAGGAGGGGCGUUUAAGGAAUGUGUACUGGGUGGAUGCGAGGGCUAGGGCUGCGAAUGCCUACUUCGGCGACGUUAUUUUCCUCGACUCUGCGUGCCUUUCGAAUAAGUACGAGGUGCCGCUCAUUUCAUUCGUGGGCAUAAAUCACCACGGUCAUUUGAUUUUACUCGGUUGUGGCUUGCUCGCGUGCGAGUCAAUACAGUCGUACGUUUGGCUUUUCAAAGCGUGGCUUUCUUGUAAAUCCGGAAAUCGGAAUCCCCCACAAACUAUUGUCACCGAUAGAUGCAAGAUUUUGCAGGCUGCAAUUUCGGACGUGUUCCCAAAGUCAAAUCAUCGGUUUUCCUUGUCGCACAUAAUGAAAAAAGUUCCGGAAAAAUUGGGUGGAUUGAGAAACUAUGAUGGUAUAAGGAAAGCAAUUGUGAAAGGAGUAUACGAGGCUGUAAAGCCGUUCGAUUUCGAAGCAGCGUGGGCGUUUAUGAUCCAGCAGUUUGGCAUUGCUGAUAACGAGUGGCUGAGAUCGUUGUACGAGGAUCGUGCAAAGUGGGCCCCGGUUUACCUAAAGGACACCUUCUUCUUCGGAAUGGCUGCUGCACGGCCAGGCGAGACACUGAACCCGUUUUUCGAAAAGUACCUGCACAAGCAAACCCCACUGAAAGAAUUUCUCGACAAGUACGAAUUAGCCCUGCAGAAAAAGCACAAUGAGGAGGCGAAUUCGGACAUGGAAUCGAGAAGCUCGAGCAUCGAUUUAAAGACGAGAUGCUCGUUCGAAGUACAGCUGUCGAAAGUGUACACUAGAGGAAUAUUUAAAAGAUUCCAAUUGGAGGUGGAGGAGAUGUACUCGUGUUUCGGCACAAUGCAGGUACACGUAGAUGGGGCGAUCACGAUAUUCUUGGUGAAGGAAAGGGUUCUCUGCGAAGGGAAUAGGAGAGAGAUAAGGGAUUUCGAAGUUCUUUAUAAUCGAGGUGCUGGCGAGGUUCGUUGCAUAUGCAGCUGCUUCAACUUCUACGGGUAUUUGUGCAGGCACGCAUUGUGCGUGCUGAAUUUUAACGGAGUGGAGGAGAUUCCUUCCAAGUAUAUUCUGUCGAGGUGGACGAAAGAUUAUAAGCGGUUGUGUGUCGAGGAAAAUGGGAGUGGUGGUGGUGGUGGUGGUGGCGGCGGUGGCGGCGGUGAUAUUACGGAACGGGGGCGGUGGUUCGAGCAGUUGUACAGAAGUGCAUUGCAGGUGGUGGAGGAGGGGGUGGUUUCAUUGGACCAUUAUAAGGUUGCUUUGCAAAUGUUUGAUGAGUCAUUGGAUAGAGUUCACAAUAUUGAACAAAAAAAUGUGCCUACUCAUCUUUUGUAAUAUGAUCUCUCUCUUUUUCUUACAGUUUUGUAUAUUAUGUGUUUCCUUAAAA